Messenger RNA from Zophobas morio, 990 nucleotides. Its product is annotated as structure-specific endonuclease subunit slx1. Gene Ontology annotation, biological process: double-strand break repair via homologous recombination. The transcript is spliced from 4 exons. Gene Ontology annotation, molecular function: 5'-flap endonuclease activity; crossover junction DNA endonuclease activity. Gene Ontology annotation, cellular component: Slx1-Slx4 complex. Bases 188 to 970 code for a protein of 260 amino acids. NCBI's taxonomy places the organism in Eukaryota, Metazoa, Arthropoda, Insecta, Coleoptera, Tenebrionidae. The record is from RefSeq and is a predicted model, not a curated record.
CGGUGCGUGAAAAAGAAUUUCACAAAGUUAGUCGAUAAUGGUUUGUUUGUAAUUAAUAAUUCAUCGGUCUCGUUUAACACAAUAAAGCCACAUUUUGGGAUUAGAUGUAUAACUUGUCGCUGCCAGUAUUGUAAAAGCAAAGUCCCUAGCAACGUUUGAAUGAUUGUAAAUGUAACCUCAAAAUUUAAUGGAUAACGAGGCCGACGUUAUUGAACAUUUUUACGGCGUUUAUUUAUUGUAUUGCACAAAUCCUAAAUAUAAGGGUCGUGUUUACAUUGGUUAUACUGUAGAUCCGAACAGAAGGGUGAAACAACACAAUAAAGGUAAACAGUAUGGGGGUGCUUGGAAGACCAGUAAUAAAGGACCCUGGUUAAUGGUUCUGAUAAUCCAUGGUUUCCCAAACAAUAUUUCGGCCUUAAGGUUUGAAUGGGCCUGGCAACAUCCACACACAUCUCGCCGACUACACCACGUCUCUAAAAAGAAAUCAAAAGAAAAAGUUUAUGAUUUUACCAUACGUGUUUUAUCUGAAAUGCUUCUUGUAGGGCCAUGGAAUCGUCUCCCGUUGACAAUUCGGUGGCUCAACGACGACUUUAUUCGCGACCUGCCGAAAUCGCCACCUAUACACAUGCCAAUCUGCCAUGGUUCUGUUAUCAGUAAAAAAAUAACUCCGAGUACCACUGAGACGUCCGUGGAAAGAAUUGUGUUUUGUCAUUUUUGUAAAGAUGAGGUCGAGAAGGGGAUGAAGUGUUUGAAUCCUGAUUGUGUUUUGGUUAGUCAUGUUAUUUGCUUUUCUAAGUGUUUUUUUAAAAGUUCAGGUGAGUAUGUGCCUAUUGAGGGUGAAUGUCCGUUGUGUCAUAAAGUGUAUUUGUGGGGGGAUUUAGUAAGGAAGUUUAAAGGUUGUUAUGAUAGUAGUGAUGUGAAGAUUAGAGUUGAUGCUGGAGAUGAUUUUUAUGGAUCAGAUUCUGAUUAAAAGAUUUUAAUUUGUAAUAA